Molecule: messenger RNA, 3894 nt
Organism: Triticum aestivum (bread wheat)
Lineage: Eukaryota; Viridiplantae; Streptophyta; Magnoliopsida; Poales; Poaceae
Product: protein argonaute MEL1
Exons: 17
Coding region: 121-3624 (1167 amino acids)
Molecular function (GO): nucleic acid binding; protein binding
Source: RefSeq, a predicted model, not a curated record
GCCUCGCCCCUCACACCCGCACCACCAUUGCUAUCCCUCCUCUCGCCUCGCCCGUAUCUUCUCCCCCAAUCCAACGCAAGGGUAGCUUAGCUUAGUCCUCGCGCCACCACCUACACCGCCAUGGCCUACCGCGGAGGCGGAGGCGGAGGCCGUGGCGGCGGCGACCAGGACCAGCGGUACGGCCGAGAGCGGGGUGAUCCGGCGGGAGGGCGCGGGGAUGGACGCGCGCGGACGGGUUGGCCGCCUCCGGGCCCGCCGUCGUCGGCCUCGCGUCCAGCCACGCCCGCGAUUACCAUCUACAACAACCCCAACGCCACGGGACCUCACCAGGCCGUCGUCUUCCGCAACCCCGCGCCUCCCCCCUACGCUCUCUCGCCGUCCGCCGGCCGCGCGUCAUCUUCGACCCUGGUCACCAUGGGCGCGCCUUGCCCUACGCCGGACACCAUCCGCGCGCCUCCUCCGACGCCCACGCCGGCCGCGGCCCCGUUCCAGCCGGCCCGCGUCUCGGCCCCGGCCCCCGCACCCGCUCUGCCGCUCCACUACGCUCCCUCGCCGUCGACCGUCCGCGCGUCUUCUUCGACGCCGGUUACCAUCUGCGCGUCUCCUCCGACGCCCUCGCCGGCUGCGGCCCAGCCGUUCCAGCCGCCCCCCGCCCCCGCUCCGCCCAGCCCCACGCCGUCGACCGCGGCCGUCGCCAAGGACCUCGAGCUGAAUCUCUUCGUCACCGAGACCGCGCUGGCGCCGGCCGUGGCGACGCAGGUGGGCCAGCCUGUGGCCGAGAAGGCGCCCGAGGUCGACGCGCCGGUGUUCAAGAUUGGGCUCGCACACCCCGCCCGCCCCAGCGCCGGCACCGUCGGCAAGGAGUUCCUCGUCAGCGUCGCCGACAACAACCUGUUCCACUAUGAUGUUUCCAUUAACCAAGAGUCAAACUCAAGAGCUGUGAACAGGGAGGUACUCAGUGAGCUAAUCAAGUUGCACGGAACGCUUGGGGGCAAAUUGCCCGCCUAUGAUGGAAGAAAGAGUCUUUACGCUGCAGGCUCACUUCCUUUUGAGUCAGAGGAGCUUGCUGUUACACUGGUUGAUCUGCAAAAGAAAGACAAAGAAAGGGCUGAAAGGGAGUACAAGAUCACCAUUAAAGUUGCUGGGAGGACAGACCUGUACCACUUUCAGCAGUUUAUGAAAGGAAGACAGAGGGAUAUGCCUCAAGAAACCAUUCAAGUGCUUGAUGUUGCCCUCAGGGAGUCACCAUCCUGGAACUAUGUCACAGUGUCCAGAUCCUUCUUCUCCACCACGUUUGAUCAGAGAGGAGACAUUGGUGAAGGAUUAGAGUGCUGGAGAGGUUACUACCAGAGCUUACGUCAAACACAGAUGGGGUUUUCACUCAAUAUUGGUACUCCCCUCCCCUGUCUGUCACUGUUACUGUUAUCUGAUUGCAGUGUCUCUACCCUUAUUUAUUUGAUGAUCUGCAUUUCUUAUUCAGAUAUAUCUGCAACAUCCUUCUUCAAGCCUGUGAAGGUGGUCCAGUUUGUGCUAGAGUUCCUCAACUUAAGUGAUGCCUCGCGACCUCCGACAGACAGGAACCUUGUCAAGUUGAGAUGUCAUGAUUAUGGAAAGGAGAAAACUUGUGCGCUAAGUAUUGGACAGUGGAACAUGAUUAACAAGAAAAUGGUUAAUGGAGGAACCACAGACAACUGCAGAGAAUUGCCCGCCUAUGAUGGAAGAGAGAGUCUUUGCACUGCAGAUUCACUUCCUUCUGAAUCAGAGGAAUUUUCUGGUACACUGAUUGAUCCGGAAAUGAAAGAUAAUGAAAGGGCUGAAUGGGAGUUCAAGAUGAUCACACAGAAAAUCAUUAAUGGGGGGACCAUAGAUAAUCUGGAGAAUGGUGCACCAUUUGUGUCUGAAGUUCCAACAGUCAUAGUUACUGCUCCUGUUAGUUUUCCGGUGGUGGCAUCAAUGGAUAAGCCAGAAACCUCCAAGUAUGGAGGUCUUGCCUCUGCCCAACCAUACAUGCAGGAGGUACUGGAAGACCUCUUUAAUUCGAGCAAAGAUUCACAGAAGGUUACCGCUAAUGGCGGCAAAAUGAAUGAAUUGCUGAUUACCUUCCGCAGGAAGACUGGCAGGAGGCCUCAGAGGGUUGUCUUCAGAGAUGGGGUAAGUGAAGAUCAGUUCUGUGAAGUCCUUUUUCAUAAAACGGACAGAAUCCGGAAGGCACAUGCCUCUUUCGAGAACGAGCAUAUACUACCAGUAAAUUUUGUGGUAGACCAGAAAAAACAUAAUACUAAGCUUUUCCCGAAGGUUCAUGUGAGGCAUGGCAGUUUAAACAAUGUAUCAUCCACCAAUGGAGGUGUAAUACCCCAAGAGGAGCCUUUAGAGGCACAUCAUCCACCAAACUUAGACUCAAUUAUCCAGUUUUUCGUUGACAUAAAUGGCCGCAGGGUGUCCGUUCAACGAACACCUGAAGCAGACCUGGGCUCAGCAAUUGCAGAAGCAAUGCUGAAAACUAACUGCUACAUUCCAGACUUUUAUGUCGGAUACGAGCAGCAUGUGCUUGAUUUAGAUCGGUCCAUCCUAUCGCAAAAAAUAGGUCAAAACUCAACGGUUAAGGUCCAGCCUCGUGUGAGGGGUGGUGUGGAAACGAUAGACAUGUCAUUCAAGGGUAUUAGAUUUGAGGACCGGAUUAAAAGCUUCAGUCAUGAUGACCUCUUUGAGGAACGCACUGUCAUUCCCGAAUUAAUGGGUAAAAUAAGGAGAAUAAGGAGAGGGAGGACCCGUGCAGGGACAGAGCAUAUCAUGAGGACCUUGGGUAGAUGCACCAUGCAUAAAUUAUUUGAAAUGCUCCAUCUCUUACAUCUUCGAGGGAUUUCCCUCAAUGGGAAUUUUACACAUGAGAAUGUCAUCUACUUACCUCUGUUGGAUAGCUAUGUAAUCAAUGAAAACCAUGUGAAGUCUAACCAUGCAGACUAUACUCCUCUCGGUUAUGAACAUGAUAUGAGAGCCCUAGGCCGGGUCUUGAAGCAGCUAUUCACCUGGAAGUUUCCACGCUCCAUAGCUGGUGUAUUUCCUGUGCACGUGGACCACCUUCUCCAGACUUUGAAUGCUAUGCCAGUUGGUGCAAGUACCUCGGAUGCCUUCAAGGCCUAUUUGAGGAAUCAUGUGUCAAUGUUGUCCCCUGGUGCGGUUGAGGGUCUGAUCUUAGAAGUGCACAGAUACAUUAGAUACCAAGCUGAGAAUCUGCAGGAGUCCACCAAGAUGAUUCUGGGACCACAUGUGAUGCACCCCUCCAAUCUACCUUCUUGGACUAAUGUGGCGCAGUUAGUUGAUUGUUUUAAGGAAGUUUACAGUUUCCAGAGCUCCUACUCAGAAGACAAGAUCUCAUGGUUUGAUUUCCUGAGAAAUUUCUUGACCCAUCCUAAUAAAACAAAGCCUCCCACCUUCACAAUAGAAGAGGUAGAUUUAGCAUUUGCUUAUCAUUUUGAUGAAGCGCUUCCUAGGUUCUUAUGUGAUCUUGUGAUGGGCCAUACCUUUAUCAGCUCACAUACAGUUGAGAGUGUAUUCAGUAGAGACUGGUUCAACACGAAAGUAUUUGUGGUUGAUGCGGAGAUCGCAAGCACCAGCGGUAUCUAGGGCAGAGUGGCAAAUUUAAUAGGCGUGCAGGUGUGAGGCGGCAGUGCAUGUUCUUCAAUCCAUGGAUCUUCAGUCUGCAGAACCUGGAGACCCUUUGCUCUUUUUCUUUUGGCAAAAACGCUCAACUUGUAGAUGUAUUUUCUGUUUCCUCCCGGGUUUUAGUUCAAGCAGUGUGCCAUAUGCUACUUGUUUCUGUUGGUGUAGAAAGAAGAGCAACUGGUGAUUGACUUACCAGGCAUCCAACAAAAGUGCUGGUGGUUUUGUUUUUAA